AUGAAAUGUGGAAUCGCCAACAUUGACCCGAAAAUAUUUGCGCCGUUAGAAAAACCACCAAGGUUUCCUCCGAGAAACAGAUCCAAAAAUUCCAGCUCGCAGUCGGCAGUGCAGGUGUUCGCAAGUCAGCAGGCUGCUUUCAAAGCCUACCUGGCGCGUUUAAGCAGUAUACCGCAGACGCAGGGUAGGAUUGUGGGUGGAUUUGAAGCUCCCAAUGGAAGUGCGUCACUUUGUUGGCAGGCAUCAAUUCGAGUCAGAUCGCCCAAUAUUGAUGGAGGCCUUUGCAGUGGUGUUAUUAUCGGAGCGCAGACAAUCGUCACCGCUGCCCACUGUGUGACCAUUCCUGAAAGUAUUACCGUUGAUGGCGGCUAUAAUGCGUCUGAGGUCACCUGGACCGUUAACAUUGGCACCCAGGCGGUAUCGUCGGCUCCCAAUCGAACCUAUUUUUAUUCAUCGGUCGUCGAAAAUUGCUCCCGCGAAUAUGCUGUAAAGGAGACCUUUGUCCACCCGGAAUACAACAUAACAACACUCAACCACGACGUUGCGGUAUUAAUACUGUCGGAGCCUAUUGAUUUUCGUUUGCACAGUGCUUGUGCUUGUAAAAUGUGCUUAACACAAAAAGUUCCCCAACCUGGAGAUAGAUGCGUUGCAUCCGGAUUUGGGAUGGAAUCUAUAAUAGACUUCAAUUACACAAUUCCUGAUCCACCGCGCUCUUAUGUUCCUCUUAAGUACGUCCAACAGAUCAUCGCUCCAAAAGAAGCGUGUCUUCAAAUAGAUCCAGAAUCGAAAACUGAUACUGACUUCAACAUUGUUAUCUGUGCGGGUGGCGUCGCCGGCGAAGGGAUAUGUUUCGGUGACAGCGGCGGGCCUCUGACCUGCUAUGAUCACAAAACCGGAACUCAGUAUCUGGGGGGGAUUAUUUCAGCCCUCGACGGAUGUGGUUUCGGCUAUCCCAGCUUCUUUACCGCAGUCGCUCCGAAUUUAGCAUGGAUCUUCAACACGGCUCCUCUUGGUGAUGUCUCUAUCAUGGUUUGA
Molecule: messenger RNA, 1035 nt
Organism: Paramacrobiotus metropolitanus
Lineage: Eukaryota; Metazoa; Tardigrada; Eutardigrada; Parachela; Macrobiotidae
Product: transmembrane protease serine 9-like
Exons: 3
Coding region: 1-1035 (344 amino acids)
Biological process (GO): proteolysis
Molecular function (GO): serine-type endopeptidase activity
Source: RefSeq, a predicted model, not a curated record